AUGGAGCACAUAACGGAGAAACUCCAUAGUCAGCUGGGUAGGGGGAAGGCACAGAGCUCGGGGACGAGCUUCCUGAGCAACCAGACGGCCGUGCUGGGAGGGAUGAGAGUGAUGAAGGUCGUAGCCGGGUACGAGCAUGCGUGCGCUCUGCUGAUGAACGAGAGCGUCGUGUGCUGGGGGAGCAACACGUACGGGGAGCUGGGGAUAGAGCAGGCAGUGGCUAGCCAUGCUCCGAGCAUGGCGCUUGUAGGGGACAAGCAGUAUGCGACGUGCACGACGAGCGAGUACUGCCUUCUUCCGAAGCUUGGGAACGGCACGUACUCGGUGAGCGGAGACUCGGUACUGGCGGGAACGACCGCGAGCUGUCUGUGGAACUUCGUCUUCCAAGGGAACCUGUCGUCGCCGUACGUGCACAUGGCGUGGUGA
Molecule: messenger RNA, 426 nt
Organism: Guillardia theta CCMP2712
Lineage: Eukaryota; Cryptophyceae; Pyrenomonadales; Geminigeraceae
Exons: 4
Coding region: 1-426 (141 amino acids)
Source: RefSeq, a predicted model, not a curated record